Ooceraea biroi (clonal raider ant) is the source of this 2307-nucleotide messenger RNA. RefSeq names its product solute carrier family 30 member 9 (gene ZnT49B). Lineage: Eukaryota; Metazoa; Arthropoda; Insecta; Hymenoptera; Formicidae. The record is from RefSeq and is a predicted model, not a curated record. Gene Ontology annotation, molecular function: monoatomic cation transmembrane transporter activity. Gene Ontology annotation, biological process: intracellular zinc ion homeostasis; zinc ion transport; transmembrane transport. Gene Ontology annotation, cellular component: membrane; endoplasmic reticulum.
UUCUGCGACGAAUGUAAUUAUUGACAGUUCGAACAGUGGCACUAUACGUUUGUGAUAUUUUUGCUCGCUUUUUUUACGACCAAUCUGUUAAAAGGUGCUAAUAUUGUAGUUACAUUACAAUGCGUAUUCUAUAUUGACUGGAAACAAAUAGGAGGAACCUGGAAUUUGUAAGAAGGAAAGAUCAGGUGAUGCGCGUUCUUGUAAUUAUACAAUCUCCGUGAAAAAGGAAGAAGGGAAGCUACAACGAUGUUGCUGCAAUCUCGCACUUUUUUGAGCUAUGUUAGGAACAUAAAUUGGUAUCAUAUCGAUCAGUUGUGUAUAUAUCAGAUAGGACUAACUAGAAGACAUGCUAGUAUUUUAAUAAUGCCCAAGUAUGGUACACGAUACAAAAUACAUACGCUUUCGAGCUCUCAACGAGUACUUGCUAACAGAAAGGUGGAUAAGUACGAAGGCUGCACUUACGCAAAAAGAUUUUCAUCCGAUACAAAGGCCAAGAAGGACAAGCUUGAGAAGAAACUGACUGAAGAAUCUCAGCAGAGAGUGAUAGAACUAAAUGAAGAGAAAUUAGGUAAAUUAAAAGAAAGAGUAUUAGAUAUAGAAGCAAUUAGUUCUACCGACGAGAGGGAGGAUGAGAAAGGAGAAGCUACAAAGCUUGCUGAGAAACAGUCCGAGUCUAAGGAGUCUAAAGAAGCGACAAAAGACGAUAUUACAUCGAAAAAAGCGAAAAAGAAGGUCAGAGUUAAUAAGUCGACGUCGUCGUUGGAACGUAAUUUCAUUACGCCUGUGAGAGCUAUGUCAGACUUUUUAUUGAAGCCAUCCGAUUUGGAGUCUCUACCGAAAACGAAGAGACGUUCCCCGUAUGAGUUUGAACCGCCCAUCACGGUUUACUGGAGGAAGGACGUCGAGGCUAAAGCUCUGGAAGUUUGGGGGUCUCAAGAGGCCCUCUUGAAGGAACGUCUGAAGAAGGAAAUUGAGCGGAAGAUCUAUCAACAAAAUCUUUUUACGGUCAAACGAAGACUGAGGGACUACAGGCGAGAAAUCGGCAGUAAGACGGAGAUAGUUCAGAAGGAAGGCCUCUUCGGCAGAUCCGGCAAAGUAGUACUGACUGCGAUAGUAAUAAAUGCCAGUAACUUCUUUUGCAAAUUGAUUGCUUGGCUAUAUACUGGGUCGCAUAGUAUGUUCUCCGAGUGUAUACACUCCGCAGCGGACACUUGUAAUCAACUGAUUUUAGCGUAUGGGAUCCAUAAAUCGGUGCAGAAUCCUGAUCCUGAUCAUCCGUACGGUUACACGAACAUGAAAUACGUAUCGUCAUUGAUAUCAGGCGUGGGUAUCUUCUGCGUUGGCACGGGUCUUUCCGUCUAUCACGGGAUUCACGGUCUCCUCUUCCCCGCGCCAUUGGACUCUCUUUUCUGGGCGUAUUUCGUCCUAGGCGGCUCCUUGCUAUCCGAGGGAGCGACCUUAAUGAUAGCGUUGAAUUCUAUAAAGCAAGGUGCGAAAGAGAAGAAAGAGAGCUUCAAACAGUUUGUUCUGGAAGGACAGGAUCCAUCCGUGAACGUUGUACUGAUGGAAGAUUUCGCAGCUGUACUUGGAGUCGUUGUCGCAGCUGGGUGUAUGGGCUUGACCUCCUAUUUUGGGAAUUCAAUGUUUGACGCAAUCGGUUCGCUCCUCGUUGGCGGACUGCUCGGUGGAGUGGCUUCCUUCAUAAUUUAUUCCAAUAUCGCUGCGCUCGUAGGCAGGAGUAUUUCGCAAGAGGAUCUCGAUAAAAUUAAUGCCCAAUUGGAGGCGGACAUAAUGGUGCGCGCGAUUCACGAUGUGAAGGGUAUUGACAUGGGUAAUAAUUUAGUAAGGUACAAAGCCGAAGUAGACUUUGACGGGCGGGAACUUACAAGAUUUUACCUGGAUAAGCAUGAUCUCACUGCAAUAUUGGAGGAAGUGAAAAAUAUGCAAAAUAUCGAUGAGUUUGAAGCGUUUUUAUUGGGACUUGGUGAAAAUAUCGUAGACAUGAUUGGAGGAGAAAUUGAUAGAAUAGAAAUGGAGUUAAAGAAAAAUCAUCCGGAAAUACGACAUUGUGAUUUGGAGAUCUUAUGAAGAUUCACCUACGUAGCUUUUAAGUUAAAUUUGAAAAUAAAAUUGGAUGUAAAUUAUUCUUUUAAUGUGUUAAAGUAAUUACUUCGUAGGCAUUCGUAAGAUAGAAACUGUGCUUUGUUUAGUAUCGAAGAACAAUUAUUUUGUAAAUUAUGUCUUACAUAACUUGUGUGAACUAAGAUUAUUACACACUCAGUACAAUAAAACAACUGAAAUUUCUUA